Molecule: messenger RNA, 1457 nt
Organism: Impatiens glandulifera
Lineage: Eukaryota; Viridiplantae; Streptophyta; Magnoliopsida; Ericales; Balsaminaceae
Product: putative ETHYLENE INSENSITIVE 3-like 4 protein
Exons: 2
Coding region: 68-1195 (375 amino acids)
Cellular component (GO): nucleus
Molecular function (GO): DNA binding; DNA-binding transcription factor activity
Source: RefSeq, a predicted model, not a curated record
AAAUAUAUAAAAUGACUAGAUACAUCUCCUCUGAGACCAUGAUUUCUUUUUCUUCUUCCCAUUGAAUAUGGUAGUAAUUCGCGGCGGCGACGAAGCUCCAGUUGCCCUAACCGAAGAAAAUGAAGAUAUCAGUGAAGAUGGAGAUGGAGAUGGCUAUGAAGAUGAUGAGCUUAACUACGACGACCUCAAGCAGCGCAUGCGGAAGGACCAGCGCCGGCUUCAGAAGAUGGAGAACGAGCAGGAAAUGAUUCGUGUUCACGGCGGCCCCAAACCGACUGAUCUAUGGCAAGAGAGAUCUCGUCGCAAGAAGUUAGGUAGGGCACAGAACACUAUCCUAAAUCAUAUGACCAAGAUAAUGGAAGUCUGCAAGGGGAAAGGAUUCGUCUACGGAAUCGUGCCGGAGAAGGGGAAACCGAUGACGGGAUGCUCUGAUAGCCUACGCCAAUGGUGGAAGGAGAAGGUAAGAUUCGACAUAAACGCCCCCGCUGCUAUUUCCGACUUCUUACCGAUCAUCGAUCUAAUCGAGAAUUCAGACGAUCCGAUUUCAUGCAUCCAUUUGCUUCAAGAAUUGCAGGACACGACGUUGGGUUCGUUGAUUUCAGCCCUAAUGCAACAUUGUUAUCCUCCCCAGAGGACGUUCCCUUUAGAUAAGGGGUUAUCGCCACCAUGGUGGCCCAAUGGGCUUGAAAUAUGGUGGGGAGAACAAGGGAAUAUAGCCCAUAAACAAGGCCCACCACCUUACAAGAAGCCACACGAUUUGAAAAAGGCAUGGAAAGUCUCGGUUUUGGCUGCAAUCAUAAAGCACAUGUGCCCUGGUUUCAAUAGAAUGAGGAAUUUGGUUGUCCAAUCCAAGUGCUUGCAAGAAAUUACCCAAUUGGGUGGUGGUGGUGGUGGUGGUGACAAAAGGAAGAGUGUUUUUGACCAGAUUUCAACGGAGGCCACCACUUAUGCAUGCCAAAACUCGGAAUGUUCGCUAAGCACAGGAGGCGGGUUCAGUUUUGGUGACAAGAACUUGAGGAGAGAACACGAGUCUGUUUGUGAUCACCGCCAACUAGUUGAUGAAGAAAAUACUAAUGAAAUGGAAAACCCUCAAUCCCAAUGGGGGAUGGAGGAGGGCGAAGGGGAUCAAUUGUGGGAGGAUUUAUGGGAGGAAGUAAGAGUGGAAGAUCUUGUCCAAAUCAUGAGAGAAAAUUAAUGAUGAUCAUCAUGAUCAAGAAGGGGGUUAUCAGUCAAAUUAUGAGCAGUCAGAGCAGCAGCCAUUAGAUCAUCAUCAUCAAGAGGUAGAAAGUUCAAUCUGGAACACGACGACCGAUAUGGUGAUUUCACUUUUGUGAUUCCAAGUUAAUCGAAUGCAUGUGUUAUUAUGCCCCUUCCUUUUCAAACUUGUUGUUUUGCUUGUAUUGAUUUAUGUUUGUUUUCUGAUCUUUUCUAUAAACAACUUGUGGUUGUACUCUCAA